Molecule: messenger RNA, 339 nt
Organism: Arabis nemorensis
Lineage: Eukaryota; Viridiplantae; Streptophyta; Magnoliopsida; Brassicales; Brassicaceae
Source: the annotation of a GenBank genome assembly
AUGCUUGAGCCAUCCGUACGAUAUGUACAAGUUAUAAGAGACCCUACGAUAUGGGGACGGGAAGCAGAAGAAUUUAAACCAGAGAGGCACUUAGAUUCAUCUUUGGACUAUCGUGGAAAAGAUUUGAACUACAUUCCAUUCAGAUUAGGAAAAAGGAUUUGUCCGGGAAUAAAAUUUGCUUUGGGUUUGGCAGAAGGGGCAUUAGCCAACCUUGUAGCCCAAUUUGACUGGACGGGAGAAGUUAAACCACCGGGAGAUCAAUCUGAUCUAGUUGAAGCCACUGGUAUCGAUGUUUGCCGCAAGUUCCCCCUUAUUGCAUUUCCAUAUUUGGUUGUUUAA